AUGUCGGGCAUCAGCCCCGAGACAGCCUCUGCCAGCACCGCCCCUGUGCGCUCAGCAGCCACAGCAGCAGGAGGAGAUGGGAACUCAAGUCUCUGCAGCGGACCUUCCCCAUCAGAGCCGGGGAGAGGGCGAGGCCCUUCAACGCCUCCGCCUCUGGGUAGGCAGCAGCCGAGGUGGACCCCCCGUAUAGCCCAGGCGCAGGCUCAGCAGUCACAGGGGUCUACAACUGGCCUUCCAGCAGGGAAACCAGCAGUUUGUUCUGGAAACCAUGGAGGCACUGGCGAUAAUAAGUCCGCCAGAGGGGUGCGGGAGGUACCCAAGUCCUUUGAUGCUACUAAAAGGGACAUAAGAGAUAGCCUAGACGUGCAGAGCGACUCCUCGCUUGCUUAUGCUGAAUACCCCGCCAUGGAUCUUGUACAGAGCGAGGCUGAGCAGCCGCGCAAAAGGCAGAAGUGGCGCUGCUGCCCUCUCAAAGCUUUAGAUCAAAUUUCACAAGCCACAGACCGUAUUCUGGUGCUUCUGUGGCGCGCGCUUACAUUCCGCCUUCGAUAUCCCAUCAUGAGUCUCAUAGGCGUUUUGGCUCCAGUGAUAUUGGUGGUGUCGGCCUGUACCAUUCUUUCUCACUACCAGGACUCAGGGGUGGAGUUCGUGCCUGCCAACAUGUCGAAGAAAAUCUACAUGAACUGCAACUUUGCUGAUUAUAGGAACAUGAUGGCCGACUUGGAAAAAAACAGCAGCUUGUGCAACUUCCCGACCAACAUGAUGCCGCCAUUUGGUAGACGUUAUGACGGCCUUCGUCUAAUGUACCUCCCAGCGGUACUGUACUACGGCGGCUAUAUGGCCUUCGUGGAUAAGUCAGGCAACGACUGCCAGCAGCUUCGCCAAUUUAUGGAGAAGUUCGUAAGGACAGUAAACCCUUAUCUCAUGGACAGGACGAGCGAGUCUGAUUUGUUCAUUUCGUUUCCUUCGGAGAAGGCGCUGGACAAGUAUAGACGGUCUUCUGCUGCUGAACGAAAGCGACCCAUAUAUGCCGCUUUCGUCUGCAGAGCUGCAGCCCCGGGACAGCUGGAUGUCACUAUCCGGAUGCACGUGCGCCGGGGAACACCCCGGUCGUUCAAAAAUGACACAGUGAAGCUUCUGAAGCAGCACUACACGCAUUACAACUCCACGACCUACUUUGGUGGAACUAACUUCUUGCUCCAGGCAGAUGUAGUGGGCACAGCAGCAGAAGGCCAGCCCUAUGGCCAUCUUACUGGAGGUUUUCUGGACCUCUUGACUCUCGCCCAUGUAUUCAACCUACAGCGAACUGGAGUCCGCGAGAUCCACACUGGCUCGCCUGGGUUUCAAGCUCAAUGGUACCGCACGUCGCAAGCCUUCUUUCAAGUAUUUGACUACUUCGGCCGUAUUCCCAUUCUGGACAGUGUCGCAUUCUCAUCAAACAACCCCGAUCUGUUGAGCUUCUUUGUCGGCGAAGCCGAGCGCCAUCUCUCUGAAAUGAUGGCGCUUGUCCUCUGCAUUUCAUUUUCCAGCAUGCAGGAUUCUUCAAACGACGUGUCACAAGCGUAUCGGCAUCUGCUUCCUACGUGGCUGCUGGGCCCUGGCUACGGCGUGGUUCGUUUGUUUACGAGACGAGCAGUGAAAGAUGGAUGCGAUCCUGCUACUUCCUCGAUGCAGUUGCUCCAGAGGCUCUUCUACACCCGCACCCAAAGAAUGGGAGUGGGUUUGGUUGUCGCGGCUGCGGGCCCUUUGCACAACGUGCUGCGGGGCAUCAGUGGCCCCAUGCGCAGAGCUUACAGCCCAGUCGAUUUCUUAGAGUCCGCGAUGCCAUUCGCCCCUGCAGCUGUGAUAUCUCGACAAGGAAAGCCUCACUCGUGCUCAGCACCCUUCGUGGUAUUAUUUGUUUGCAUUCUUUGGCAAGUGGUGAAAGCAAUCAUGGUGGACAAGGAAACGGGAUUCAAAAACAUGCUCAAAAUUUUGGGAAUAUCCGACAAGAUUUUGUGGCUGUCUUGGUAUCUCUUCUUCAUUCUCUACAACGUGCCGGCCCUUUCGGUGGUGGCUGUGCUAUCUAGGCAUUUCGCCUUCACCGUGAGUGACAUCUGGUUUAUUGUGGCGCUAUUGUCGUUGGCAUUGUUGGCAUCCAUUGCCUUCGCCUUGGUAGUCACCGCCGUUUUCACAGACGGAAACCUUGCAGCAAUGGCGGCUUGCGCCUGGUAUAUCCUUAUUUGGGUCCCCAUUGUUUGUCAACGGUUCGGCAGUGCAGCAUGGGACCCUCGUUUGCAGUGGUCCAUCAUGGUUGCCUGCCCUGCAGCGGCACUUGGCGUGGGAAUUGAUAUUGCUUGGAUUUUCAACGAACCCUACAUUGGAGGCAUCCGCAGGAGCACUGCUAACUUCCCUUCUCUCGGCAUCACGUUGGCGGACACGUACAUGGCUCUGGGCUUGAGCACUGUUCUCUUCACUCUCCUAGGAGCCUACCUGCACAAAGUAUUGCCAACAUCCAACGGGAGCCCAGAACAUCCGCUUUUCUUCCUGGCCCCCAUUGUAUCCUGCGCGCGUCGCUGGCUUUGCUUUUCUUGUUGCCGUCCACACGGAAGAUCACGCCAUGGGUUACCGCGUGGUCCUGAGGGCAUUCAUAGAGCUUACGAUGAUACGUUCAGCAUAAAAAGCAGAGGAAGCGAUGAAGACAGCAAGCUUCUCCUUGACGUUCGGGGAGUAUGCAAGAACUUCCGUACUUGGAGGACUCGAAAGUGCGCCAGCGGAUCAGUUCAGGCAGUCAAAGGCGUCUCAUUUUCAGUCUACCGUGAUGAGAUAUUUGGACUCCUCGGUCAAAACGGAGCUGGAAAGUCCACUUUGAUUUCCGUCAUAACGGGCUCUCUGGCUGCGACCAGCGGAGAUGUCACCAUUGGGGGAGUGUCAGUGCGGCACCACCCGUCCCACGCGCGGUGCAGCAUUGGGUACUGCCCCCAGUUCGAUGUGCUGUUGCCCUAUUUGACGAUUGAAGAGACACUGUGGCUCUACGCAGCACUUCGCGGGAUUCCUAGGGGUCGCCGAAAAGAAGAAGUGGCGGAGCUAAUAAUGAUGAUGAGGCUCUCGGAAAUGGCCAAAGUCCAAGUGGGAACUCUCAGUGGUGGCUGGAGAAGACGCGUGAGCAGUUCAGUUGCCUUCCUCGGCAACCCAACUGUUGUUUUUCUCGACGAGCCCACGGCGGGCAUGGAUAUUCUUUACCGGAGAACAUUUUGGGACUCAGUGAGAGGCCUGAGCAAAGGCCGCUGCAUUGUGCUCAUCACCCACAUGAUGGAAGAGGCAGAUUACUUAUGCGACCGCUUGGCCAUAAUGGUUGACGGAGUGCUUGCAUCGGAGGGGACGGCACUGGCACUUAAAUCGCGAUUUGGAAGCGGCUAUAUCAUAUCAAUCAUAUUCCAAAAGAAAGACGAGCGCGAGGAACAGCAGGCAAAGAAGAGGCUUAAACAGCUGCUGCAGACAUUUGAAUAUCCUCCUGCCAUCAAGGAGGUGUCAAGGCACGAGCUUCGCAUCAUUUCACCAUUCUGCCACUCCUUUCAGCUUCCACUUCUCUUUUCUGAGCUGGAAAACCGGGGUGCCCUCUACGGAGUUGAGAGCACUGUUCUUGGGUUUGCCUCCUUAGAAGAAGUGUUCCUUAAUGUUGUCCGAAUCGCCACGCAAAGGCGUUCACCGGAUCUGCAACACAAGAAAUGCAACAGGAGCAGAGGCUCCAUUCGAGACGCGAGUAAUAAUGGAAAUGCUGCAGUGGAGGCUUCUUUGCCGAGACCAAAAGAGCCGGAAGGUUCAGUGCUUUCCGCUGCAGCAGCUACGCUUCCUCCUAGGAACCAAGAGGGAAAUAUUCCCGGCCGCUCCCUCAAUGAAGCAUCCAGGGAGCCUCAACCAAACCCGCCAAUCACCAUGCAGCAGGAAUUGGGUAAAGAGGAAAGCCAGAAAGAGGGUUGGAGCCUAAGGAGCUCGUCUUCAGCAGACUACGCCUCAGACAAUACACUUCAGACCAGACACUCGAACUGGCUGUCUGCAUAUCAAGCCAACAAAGGCUCUAGACGAGGCCUCCUAUGGCAACUUGUAGUCUUACGUGCAUUAAUAACCAAAAGACUUCGUCUACUUUAUCGCGACUGGGCUCUCGUAACGGUUUCGUUCCUCAUUCCACUUAUCCUGAUGGGUCUAACGCUUUACCUGCGAGCCGAGAAGUCGGAGCCUCGCGUUCCCAUCUCGGGUCAGCAACUUUUCGAAUACCGACUGCCCAAGAGCAUUCACUCAGAAGUGCCCUACGGAGGUUCCGGCUGGGCAGUCGAAGCUCUUGACCAGUGCUACUCACCCUACAUGACCCACCAAAACGUUUCCAAAAAGGCCAAAUCCAAUGACGGCAUGUAUGCACUUCUCCUCGACGAGUACUAUGGGUCUCACCCAAUGCGCUUCGGCGCCUACGUGGUGCCUGGAGGCCAACCAGACAUAAGCGAUGCAACAAGCCAGUUGGAAGUUACCAUCUGGCAUAACUCCACUCUGCGGGACACGUUGCCGUUGCACUAUAGCCAUUUUCUGAAUUGCAUAGCGCAACAGCGCACAGGAGUGGUGGAUGCCGUCUUCAUUAGCAAUCAGCCGUUUGAAGACAACGACGACAAGGCUUUGGAUGGCAUCGUCGUGGCCUUCUUCACAAUUAUUGCGUAUUCCUUUGUGGCGGCCGGAGUGGGUAAGGUCUGCAUAGUGGAGAGAGUGCGAAAGGUGCGCCACCAGCAGAUUCUGGCCCGUGUCACUCCUUUUCAGUACUGGAUAUCCAGCUACAUUGUUGACAUCAUCCUCCUCAUACUGCCCUGCUCAAUCAUCUUCGGAAUGAUACUUUGGAUCGAUGUUACACCCCUCGUUGGGCCUCAUCAGCGCGGAGCGUUCCUUCUUGGCUCUCUAUUGUUCUGCUUAUCCGUUUGUCCCUUGGGCUAUGCGAUAUCUAUGGGUGUCGACUCGCCUAUGACUUUUGUCAUUGUGAUGUUGCUGCUGGGGUGGUCCUUGCCUUCUAUUCAAGCCCUCUUCACCGAAGUCAGCGGACUUCAGGGGAUGUACAGCAAAUACCUGCGAUACAUAUUCAUGCUGAUUCCCCAUGCUGCGCUGUGUGAGCUGUUGGGUAACUUGGCGGUGAUGAAUCAGCUGACUGGCAGUUCCAUAAAACCCGCGGAGUUGGUGAAUUGGAUGGAGUUCGGAAAGACCGGCUGCCCGCUGCUUUACCUGGGCACCACAAUAUUGCUCAACUGGGCGAUCUGCAUAGCUGUUGACUGUGCCAUUAACUACCCCAUGUCCAAAGCCAGGGCCCAGGCCACCCUGCACAAGCUGCUGCACGCACUUAUCCGCCCUGUCACUGUUAGGGUCUCUGAAAUAUGCAAUUUCUGCCUUCGCCGGCGUAGCCGCAUUACAAACAGUGAAGGCCUCACAGCGGUGGGCAGGCAGGACAGGCGAUGCAACUCCCACUUCAGCGGCCUAGAGGUGAAGGGAGCAGCGAAUUUCAUCACAGGAAAAGUGAACAACAGAGCUCUAUGUCUUCAUGUCAAGGACGAAGAGGCGAGAGCAGCCGCGGCAGUCAACCGACUGCGGCAGCGUUCGCGAGUUGACAAACUUCGGGUGUCUGCAGAUCAUCCAUCCAGCAUUGGAGAUAUUGGUGAUAGUUCGCCUGCAGACAACAAUAUGUUUUCUCCGGAUGCUGCUGCUUUGAGAAAGGAAGAAUCCGAGCUGCCUCUCGUUGUAUACAAGCUUGAAAAGACCUAUCCUGCACCCCUGAUAAAGCGUUGCAUGGGAUGCUGCUGCCCCCAAGUUUGUCUCUGGCACCGACCGCUGUGUCGCUGCUGCAAACGUGCACAGCCAACUCGAGCCCUUGAAGGGGUUUCUUUCUGCGUCCCCAGAGGGAGCUGCUUUGCCUACAUUGGUGUGAACGGAUCUGGAAAGUCGACUACUUUCAAUAUUUUGAGCAGUCUGAUGUGUCAGUCUGGUGGAUCUGUCUUUAUUGGGGGUUGGGAUACAUUGGUGCACACGAAGAAGGCGCGCGAGAAGCUACACUACUGCCCACAAGCCGAUGCCUUACUGCCCACACUGACUGGAGCUGAGCAUGUCUACCUGUACGGCUUUUUGUUGGGCCUGAGCGGCUCUCGUCUUCGUCGUUUUUGCUCGGAUUUCUUCGAUGCGAUUGGCUGCAAGAAGCACAUGCACAGUUUAGUCAAGUCCUAUUCAGGAGGCACAAAGCGGAAACUGAGUCUGGGCAUCGCCAUGCUAGGAGAAGUAGACUUGCUGCUUCUAGACGAGCCCACUUGUGGAGUGGAUCCGGAAAGCCGACAGGUGCUGUGGAGGAUGAUUGAGGACGCCAAGAAUAGCCAACUCACUGGCAAGGCAGUGGUUUUAACUUCCCAUUCCAUGGAGGAAUGCGAGGUUUUGAGCGACCGGCUGGGCAUCAUUCACAGGGGCAAAAUGAUAUGUCUGGGCACCUCUGCUGAGCUAAGGUCGCACUACGGCCACGGCUACCAGAUUGAAUGCGUAUUCGAGGCAGCAGCAGUUGCAAGAGACCAUUCACUGCCCCGCCGCUUUGUCAGUACACUCCAGAAAGCUCUGCCCGCACUCCAAGUGCUACACCGCAUGGCUUACAAAGUCACUGCCUCCAUCGUGAAGGGGGAUGCGUCUCUUGCUACAAUAUUCCGCGAAGUUGAAGCAGUCAAGGCUCAUUUCGCUGUGGAGGCCUACAUGGUCUCUGAGACCACUCUGGAAGAAGUUUUCGUUGAAGUCAGCCAACGCGCUGACCGGGGCGCAAUGGGCGCGUGA
This is a messenger RNA of Eimeria tenella, 6810 nucleotides long. Its product is annotated as ABC transporter family protein, related. Gene Ontology annotation, cellular component: intracellular membrane-bounded organelle; membrane. Bases 1 to 6810 code for a protein of 2269 amino acids. NCBI's taxonomy places the organism in Eukaryota, Apicomplexa, Conoidasida, Eucoccidiorida, Eimeriidae. The record is from RefSeq and is a predicted model, not a curated record. The transcript is spliced from 34 exons. Gene Ontology annotation, molecular function: ABC-type transporter activity; lipid carrier activity; ATP hydrolysis activity. Gene Ontology annotation, biological process: lipid transport; transmembrane transport.